AUGGCAGCAGGUUCUACAGAAGUGUCCAGUGGAACUAUUUCGAUUUUGCCCAUGGCUAUUAGAUCUGUCAUUCUCAAUGUCACUGCUACUCCAAGCGUUGCUCAUAUAUUAGCGGAAUCUAUUCUGCCUGGUCUAUAUACAGGAUCCAAUAGUGGAUUACUACUGAACAAUAAUAGCGAACAUUCGCUCGACUCGAUGGAUAUCCUGAUUGAUCUCAUUAAAAGAUUUGGCAGCUCAAUUUCAGCUGCUGAAAUUGUCAAAACUGAAAAUGUAUUGCUACAAAUCAUCUCUGGCGAACAGGGAAUAAUCAAGAAAAGAGCUGUAACAGCAAUGGGUCUGCUAGCCCGUUAUCUCACCGACAAGAACUGGGAGAAGUUGACGGCUUAUUUGAUUGACGGACUCACUGAGAGCUCGGAUUUGAGUCAGUUGAGGAUAUUAAUUCAACUGGCUGGUAUUCUUGCCAGAUCAGAGCCCACUCGCUUCAAGAACGAUCUGAGACCCGUUAUUGAUUUGAUUAUAAGAAAAGGUUUAGAUGUAAAUGACGAGGGAAUUACUGGAGGUAGAAAUGUCCACAGAGAUGAAGACUUUGACGACGAAGAGGAAGAGGACAAUGCAGAUGAUGAUGAAGAAGCAAAUAACCCAGAGUUGUUGGAUCUUCGUGAGGCUUCUCUAGCAAGUUUGGAAAUCAUUGUUGGACUUGGCUAUCAGGCUGUUGAAACCCAGUUGAAUGACAUUCUUGCCAUCUCGGCUUAUUACAUCAAGUACAAUCCCAAUAUUAUUGACGACGAAGAUGAUCAAGAUGAAGAUAUUGAUGACGAGGAUGAAGAUAUCGAUGAUAACGACGAUGAUGUCGAAAUGGAAGGACAUGACGGUGGAGAAGAUUCCGAGUUUGAAGUUAGUGAUGAUGAGGAUGCCUUUUCUGAUGAUGAUGACCAGUCUUGGAAACUCCGGCGAUAUGCUGCCAAACUGGCUGCUGCAGUCGCUAUAUAUAUUCCUACUCAACUUCCACGCAUAUAUUCGCAAUUGCUUCCACCACUUGUGUCUAUGUAUGCUUCUGAAAAAGAGUCCACUGUAAAGACUGAGGUCAUCAGCUGUCUCUCAGAAUUCUUCAAAGCCGCUUCUGACAAGGGCUUAUAUUAUAGUUCGAAGCUAAGUAGCAAUAUUGCUACCAGGAGAUCGUCUGAUAUCAGUAUGGCUACCGAUAUGGAUCCAAAACUCUUUUUAGAACGUCAUUACUUGCGAAAGUUGGUGAGAGUCUCUUUAUCCGAGCUUCACAGCUCGACGAACACAGUGAUCUUGCAGUCUAUCUUGACAGGCAUUCUGGGAAAUCUUGUCAGUGUUCUUCAUACUCGUCCCUCAAUACAGACGAGUAAGAUCAUUCGAUCUCUAAUUUCACUCUCCAAAACACAGCCUGGUCUAAUGAUCGAUAUGCUCCAAUUGGUUUCAGGUAUAAUUAGGGCCCAGACGACGCAGGAAUUAACUGACUCUUUACCUCAGUUGCUCGAAAUUAUUGUGCUUGGUAUUUAUGACAAAUAUUACAAGGUAUGCGGGGCUGCUUUGGAUGUAGUAUUAGAUCUUGUUGCUAUUCACUCUGAUCAGUCAAUCAAAGUAGAUAUCUCUGUCCUAUUACCGGCUUUGAUAGAGAAAGCUAAGAGUACAUCUCUGGACUUGGAUACCAGAUCCAAAGCUGUCAAGGCACUUGGCCAAUUUAUUGCUAAGAAUGAUUUGUCCGGUAGUAACAUCGAUACUGGUUGCAAGCUAAUACUGGACCUACUAAACAAUGAGGGAUUGCGUUUGACAUCUGUCGAAUCUAUAUCAGAAAUCGCAUCUGGCGCUACUGUUCGACAAGUAUCAAGUAAGUGGAUCAUCUCCUCGCUAGAAGGUCUCGGUAACUUUUUGAACCAGAGUUCUCGUACUUUGCGAAUUGGCUCUCUGAAUGCUAUAUUAUCGGUCACAAAUCGCCAGCCAUCAUCUGAUCAAGCCACUGUGCAAGCACUAGCAAAUAUUGGUCAGAUUAUUCUAAAUCAUGGGAAGUCUAUUCUGACAUCUAGUCCUGAUGCAGUAGCUUUAGACUUAGUUAGCAAGAUAUUGACUAACUUGGUGCCAUUUAUCUCUGUCAGUGAGGCAUCUGAAUUCACUAUUCAAACGAUAAACCAGACAAGCUCUCAAACUGCAGUUCAAAUUUCAGAUUCGAUUCUCGGAUUAUUAGCAGCCGUUGUUCAACACAGUACUGAUGCUGCUGCUUUAAAUGCUGUUUAUGAAGAGCUUUGUAGACCUCGACAUGUGGCCUCUGCAUCGGCUGGUUCUAGUAUUGGUACGAACCAGAAUGUCGAACUUGCUGCAAAGGCUUUGGCAGUGGUUAUUACUGAAGGGCAGAUGGUUGACAAGAUCCCCAGUUUUGAGACUGUUGUUGCACAAAACGGUGAAGAUCUUAAGUGGUCCCUUCUUGUUCUCGGUUAUGUUGGUAAGCUUUUACCAUACACCACAUCUCUUGAAGUACUCUAUGACGAACUCAAUAAUAACGCGCGUGAUGAAAUCACUAAAACUGUCAUUGCAAACUCAUUGGGCCUGAUUAUCAGUAACAAUGUUAACAAUUAUCUGCCUGAUUUGCUUAAUAGGCUCAAGGCUGCUGGGUCAAAUACCAUUCAUCUACAUUUAUUGAUUAUUCGUGAAAUCGUAAGUGGUGCCAAGACUGCCGAUGUUGAAGCUUAUUCAGAUGAUAUCUGGAACAGUUUGUUCACAAGUCUCGAUGCUGUCUCGUCGUCUGGUAUCGGAAAGGUCGCUCUUGCUGCGUCAACCGCAGCAGCGGGAAUAGUUCCAAAUGCUGAGGCUAGUGUGGUAAGUGGUGGAGACUUGAUCCUGGCGGAGUGUUUAGGCAGACUCAGUAUUCUUAAUCCAAGAGUAUUCCUUCCUCAACUUCAGGUUCAAUUGGCAUCAGAAAAACCUUCGGUUAGAGUCACUGUAUUAUCGGCUGUGAAAUUCACUUUUGGUCAAUCUCAUGAUACCUAUGAUGACUUGUUACGUCCAAUUAUUGCUGAUUUCCUAGCCUUGGUUGAUGAUGACGAUACUGGAAUUCGACAAGUUGCUCUCAGUGCACUUGUAUCUGCUAUUCAUAACAAAUCCCACCUACUACUACCUCAUCUGGCCCGUCUUCUGCCUUUGUUAUACAGAGAGACUAGAAUCAACACUAGCCUUAUUCAUACUGUUCAAAUGGGACCAUUUAAACACAAGGUUGAUAAUGGACUUGAGCUGAGAAAGACUGCCUAUGAAACUAUUUAUACUCUGGUUAGCACUCUGAAUGCAGAACGUCUACAAUCAGUUGGUAUGAUUGAUGAGUUACUUGACCAAGUUGUUCUUGGUAGUGGUUUGUCUGAUGAGCACGACAUCAAAGUUUUGAGCUGUGUUAUUAUUGGAAGAUUGGCAUCGACGUGUCUUUCAAAGGUUAUUGCUGCCGGUCGACUACACCAAAUCACCACUCGAUAUACGACACUUUUGGGAGUUGUUGUUAAAGAGAACGCCAUUAAGCAAGAAUUCGAAAAACACAAUGAGAUUGUUCGUAAUAUUGAACGCUCAUCAACUCAGAUCAACGAUGCUAUCAGCCAAGCCAUUUCCAAGGGAGAUGCAUCAAACCUUCCCAGCGAUUUGGAACUUGGAGAAUGGGAAUCCUUUUAUAGGACUAAAGUAUUGAAGAAAUCUGUCUAA
Molecule: messenger RNA, 3702 nt
Organism: Sugiyamaella lignohabitans
Lineage: Eukaryota; Fungi; Ascomycota; Dipodascomycetes; Dipodascales; Trichomonascaceae
Exons: 1
Coding region: 1-3702 (1233 amino acids)
Biological process (GO): protein ubiquitination; SCF complex assembly
Cellular component (GO): nucleus
Source: RefSeq, a predicted model, not a curated record